AUGAUUAGUGCUACAGAGGAUGAGCCGCUCCACGUGCUCGAUUUGCCCCAGAUAUACGAGAAGCCCUCGGGGACUGAGCUCAUGAAGACGCUGGCACUGUUAACUCAGCAGCCACGUACCUUUGGAGUCAGCGCCGAGGCAGUCAAGGGCCCUGCUGUGCACCCCGCAGGGGUCAAUCGUUAUCUCACGCAGAUCAUUGCCAGCCCACUUUCAUGGCUGGACACCGAUGAACUGCGAGAGGCCGUGUGGGAUGCCGCUGCUGCUCGUCUGAGCGAGCGAUCUGGCCGAACUGCCAUGCCGGCCAUGUCGCGAGUAUUCAGUGUUCCCACCUUCUGCGGUGAGGACCUCACGCUCACUUUGCACGAGCCAUCCCUCACGUCGGAUAAUUUGGGCAUGAAGACUUGGGUAUCAUCUUAUCUGCUUUCCCGUCGAUUGCAUAGCCUCCUCGAGUCACCCCCGAGCCUCGUUCCCUCGGGCCCUACCGAUCCCUCGAUCGUACAUGCAGACUCACAGAACAAGCUUCGGGCCCUUGAGCUCGGCUCCGGAACAGGUCUUGUGGGCCUCGCAUUCGCGGCUCUGCACGGCAAGUCUGCCACAAUCCAUCUGACCGAUCUUCCGGAGAUCGUGCCAAAUCUGGAGCACAACAGGGCUCUGAACUGUGAGCUUUUGAAUAACACGGAGGCAAAGGUGACCACAGGUGUAUUGGAUUGGUCUGUAGUUCCGGAGCCGCAACCGACAGCGGAAGAGCGAUUCGAUGUUAUUCUCGCCGCGGACCCGUUGUAUUCGCCCAAGCACCCAGCAUGGCUUGUCCAGACCGUUGGAACUUGGCUCAGUCGUGGUCUCGACGCCCGGGUUGUGGCAGAGAUGCCACUGCGUGAUGCGUAUCUGCCACAGGUCCAAGAGUUCCGUCAGCGGAUGACCGACCUGGGACUGGCGAUCGUUGAAGAGGGCGAAGAGACCGGGUACGAUGACUGGGAGGGUGCGGAUGGGGAUGUGUUGGCCGUGAAGUGUUGGUGGUCUAUCUGGGGAUGGAGCGAGAAGGUAUGA
Penicillium malachiteum is the source of this 1047-nucleotide messenger RNA. Its product is annotated as S-adenosylmethionine-dependent methyltransferase. The coding region runs from base 1 to 1047 and encodes 348 amino acids. NCBI's taxonomy places the organism in Eukaryota, Fungi, Ascomycota, Eurotiomycetes, Eurotiales, Aspergillaceae. The transcript is spliced from 3 exons. The record is from RefSeq and is a predicted model, not a curated record.